CCCCGCUCCGCCGGGGGCCCGGCCGGCCACGGAGAUGGGCGACAUGGAGUCCUACAAGGUGAUGUUGAACGGGCCGGCGCCCUGGGGCUUCAGGCUGCAGGGAGGGAAGGAUUUCAGCAUGCCGCUUUCCAUCUCCAGGCUGACACCAGGUGGGAAGGCGGCCCAGGCCGGCGUGGGAGUGGGCGACUGGGUGCUGUACAUCGACGGUGAGAGCACCGGCUCCAUGACGCACAUCGAGGCCCAGAACAGGAUCCGUGCCUGUGGGGACAGGCUCUGCCUCACCCUGAGCAGAGCCCAGAACCACCUGGGGAAGCCGCAGAAGGACUCACUCCCCUGCUCAGAACCCCUGAAAUAUAACUUCGCUCCCAGCACCGCCCUCAACAAAACAGCUCGGCCCUUCGGGGCCAGCUCGCCUCCGAACCCACGGCCCGGGCAGCCCCCGCAGCCGCUGGAGCCCCCCAGCACCCCCGUAUGCGACCCCGGGAAGUUGCGGCUGAUAGAGGAUGCUGAGGACUGGCAGCCCCGCACCGGGACCUCCCAGUCCCGCUCCUUCCGCAAACUGGCCCGGCUGACGGGCACAGACGGCAUGGAGGAUCAUGAGGAUGAGCUUGUCAAAAAGCCCAGGGAUGCCGGUGGGUCCAGCUGGGGCACAGGGGAGCAGCGGCAGCCCCCGCAGCCGCUGGAGCCCCCCAGCACCCCCGUAUGCGACCCCGGGAAGUUGCGGCUGAUAGAGGAUGCUGAGGACUGGCAGCCCCGCACCGGGACCUCCCAGUCCCGCUCCUUCCUCAAACUGGCCCGGCUGACGGGCACAGACGGCAUGGAGGAUCAUGAUGAUGUGUUUGUUAAAAAGCCCAGCCAGGUCUCCGUGCUGGACCCGUCCCCAGGAGCAGCGAUGAAGACGGAGCCGGGACUGGCCCCCAGGACUCCUGCCACCACCCCUGGCCCUGCCAGCCGCCCACCCUGGGCCGUGGACCCCUCGUUUGCUGAGCGCUAUGCCCCGGACAAGACGAGCACAGUGGUGAGCAAGCACAGCCAGCCGGCCACACCAACCCCCAUGCAGAACCGCAGCUCCAUCGUGCAGGCGGCGCAGCAGGCCCCUGAAGGGCCCGGCCGCACACCCCUCUGCUACAAGUGCAACAAGGUUAUCAGGGGACGCUACCUGGUGGCGCUGGGACAUUAUUACCACCCUGAGGAGUUCACCUGCUGCCAGUGCAGGAAGGUGCUGGAUGAGGGCGGCUUCUUUGAGGAGAAAGGCUCCAUCUUCUGCCCCAAGUGCUACGACACACGCUACGCGCCCAGCUGUGCCAAAUGCAAGAAGAAGAUCACCGGGGAGGUCAUGCAUGCGCUGAAGAUGACCUGGCACGUGCAGUGCUUCACUUGUGCUGCCUGCAAAACUCCCAUCCGCAACCGUGCCUUCUACAUGGAGGAGGGACAGCCCUACUGCGAGAGAGACUAUGAGAAGAUGUUUGGUACCAAGUGCCGCGGCUGCGACUUCAAGAUUGACGCUGGGGACCGGUUCCUGGAGGCGCUGGGGUUCAGCUGGCACGACACUUGCUUCGUCUGUGCGAUCUGCCAGACCAACCUGGAAGGGAAGACAUUCUACUCCAAGAAGGACAAGCCGCUCUGCAAGAGCCACGCUUUCUCCCAUGUGUGAGGGGCGGGAGUUCAGCUGUGCCCACGCGUGCCCCUGGCCCUGCAUGCUCCUCUCCCCACCCCUGCUGCCCCCAGGGAGCCAGGCUGUGCUCUCACCCCUUCCCCUUGCUCCUGCCUCUUUCCUGGCAGCUCCUGGCCCAGCUCCAGCUGGAGGCGGUGCUGGGUCCAGAGCGCUUUGUAGCUGGGUGGCUGCUUCUGUGACCCCCCAGCUGGCCCUAGGAGCCCUGGGAAGGGGACGCUGCAUGGGUCUCCUGCCCCCAGCCACGCAGUGUGGUGGCCAUGGCCAUGCUGAGGCUGGAGUCGGGGAGGGUCCAGCACAGCUGGGGCUGUGGCCUGGCUACCUGGCAGCUCAGUGCCAGGGCAGGGAUGUUCCUAGCCCCCCAGCCCCCUGCCAAGCUCUCCCCCACCUUCCCCGCUGCAUGCUUAGUGCAUGGGGCUGGAGACCUGGCCCUGCUCCCUUGCCGGGGCCCUGCCUGUGGCAACCCCCCGGCCACCCUGCAAACUGCUGCGGUGGCUUCCUAAGCCAGCUGCAUGCCAGGGCGGGUUUGUGCCUUGUGUCGCCCCACACAGCUGGCCUGCUGCUCUCCUGGGUCUGGUGUGCGGCAGCACUCCCAGCCUGGCCGUGCCGGGAAGCAGGGCAGUGUGCCAAGCUCGCCCCAGCUGCGGGCUGGCAGCGUGUGCUGAUGGCCGGCCGGCAGGCUCCCGCAAGGCUUGGGAACGUCUUCCUACCAAAGAGUGCCUGCCACUGCCGUCCCAGGCCUGUAAAUGCCUCUCCCAAACCCGCACUCUCCGGUCGGACUGCCGCUGAUGUAGCCACGGUGCUUUUAGUGCCUUUAAUAAACACUUC
Molecule: messenger RNA, 2500 nt
Organism: Gavia stellata (red-throated loon)
Lineage: Eukaryota; Metazoa; Chordata; Aves; Gaviiformes; Gaviidae
Product: PDZ and LIM domain protein 7
Exons: 16
Coding region: 35-1654 (539 amino acids)
Biological process (GO): heart development; muscle structure development; actin cytoskeleton organization
Cellular component (GO): filamentous actin; stress fiber; Z disc
Molecular function (GO): actin binding; muscle alpha-actinin binding
Source: RefSeq, a predicted model, not a curated record